AUGAGCUUCAACCACAACACGAGUGCGGGAAACAUUUUCGUCGAUCUCUCCGGGCCGUUCACAAACAUUCAUUUCAUUUUGAGAGUCGGCUUCCUCCGGACCAUUAUCGAUGUCCUGGCGCUCAUCUGUACGCUCCUGCCCACGGCGGUCGUGGCUUGGACCUGCCUCCGACUGGAGCUGCGCCGAACCGCCUACCAUGCCCUGUACUCCACCUUGGGUUUGUUCUCCUUCGUGGGCGGGGCGCAGAUGUUGACGUGCCACUACUGCUGGGUGGCAGGAUCUCGGUUGGGCAACAGCCUGCACGUGGUGCUGGGUGUCCUAGCGCUCUGGGUCGGCAUUCUGGGCAUUUACGCGAAGAGCGCCAUCAAAAGGCGGGAGAACAAGCAGCACGACAUUGCCGAACAGGAGCGACACAUAUCCUCGAAGCACAGCUGGUGCGGCCUGCUGGGUUACCUGCUCCUUUUGGCCUGCGCCAUCACGGGCGUGAUCCUCAUCUUCGUUGGGGCACUGGCAGUGCAUCUGUUUCAUCGGAUCUUUGGAUUCUCUGGCUUCGUCUUCCUGGCCAGCAGCCAGUGGUUCUCCUACAAUACGGCCUUUGCGCGGAGGCAAUGGGACAGGCGAUGGAUUAUAGGACUUCAGCUGGCCACCUUGGGCGCCGUCUUUCUUGUGGGCUACGAUGAGGUCUUUCACAUAUCGUACGAUAUUGUCAACAUUUUCAAGCAGCGCAGGCUUUGA
Molecule: messenger RNA, 735 nt
Organism: Drosophila kikkawai
Lineage: Eukaryota; Metazoa; Arthropoda; Insecta; Diptera; Drosophilidae
Source: RefSeq, a predicted model, not a curated record